AUGGCGAUCAUACCAGCACGCAAAGCUGUCGCAUUUUCCGUCAAGAGGGGCCAGGAAGUGAGGAUCGUUAACACACAUGGGAAGCAAGUGGUGGAUUUCUGGGCCUUCAACCCUGAUGAUGCGAACGACUUUUUGUCCAUGGUUCAUACCAGAACCAUUUUGCUCAAGGUGUCUCUUUCCAAGGGCGACACCCUAUACAGUACAAGGAGGAAGCCCAUGCUCGUCUUGACAGAGGACACAACAAAAGGCGUGCACGACAUCAUCUGGUCGGCCUGUGACGCUGAAAGGUAUCGCAUGCAAGGAUUCGACGGCUACCAUGACAAUUGUACCGACAACAUGCACCAGGCCUUGAAAGCCACCUUUCCACAGUUUCACAUCGCGGAUGAUUGGGUCCCCGAUCCCCUGAACCUGUUCAUGAAUGUUGCCAUUGAUCACCGUGGCACGCUAGACAUCAAGAACCCGACCUCCGAAAGGGGCCAGUUUGUAACCCUGCAGGCACAAACGGAUCUCAUCAUCGUCACCAGCGCUUGUCCUCAAGACAUGGCCCCAGUCAAUGCCGGUAUGCCGACAGAUUGCGAGUAUCUGGUUUCAGACGCGGGAAGCCUCACCCAAAUUCCACCCACGCCAUCAGCGAGACCCCGUCGCCGUGUCAAAGUGGCCCUGUCCUUUGAUUUCGACGCGGUAUCACAUUGGCUCGGCACGGGUUGCCACCCCGACAAUAACAUGGCCGACUAUAGCUCCGGUAUCUUUGCAGGCCAAGUUGGAGCUCUCCGCCUACUUGACAUGCUGAAGAAGUGCGGAGUCGCCGACCAGGUGACAUGGUUCAUUCCGGGCCACACCAUAGAGACGUUUCCUGAAACAGUCCAGCGGGUGGUUGAAUCCGGAGCGGAAAUCGGGCUUCACGGCUACUCUCAUGAAGGAAUCUAUCAGAUGACGGAAGAGCAGGAAAAGGACGUUCUGCUCAAGUGCAUCGACGUCGCGACAAAGUUGUGCGGCAGAAAGCCACGGGGAUACCGAGCCCCCAUGUACACCAUUAGGGAGACUACAGUCAAGCUGCUCCGCGAACACGAGUUCCUCUAUGACACAUCGCUCAUGCAUCACGACUCGCAACCCUACUUCACACCCAGCGACCCUCCAAUCAAGACCAUCGACUUCUCCAAGCCGGCUUCUUCCUGGCUUCACCCGACGCAGAUCUCGCCGCAGUCAUAUCCCCAGGGUGAACAUCCUCUGGUGGAGAUACCGUGUGGAUGGUACAACGAGGACAUGAUGCCGCUGCAGUACCUCCCCCAUUUGGCGAACAGCAUGGGCUACGUGUCGACUCGCGUUGUUGAGCAAAUGUGGAAAGACAAGUUCAUGUGGCUCUGGGAAAAUUCGUCUGAAGGAAGUGCCUCGGCGGACUUCAUCUUCCCGAUUUUGAUGCACCCGGACACUUCGGGUCUCGCCCAUAUCAUCGGCAUGUCUGAACGGUUCAUCAUGUGGCUGAAAGGAUUUGGAGACAGCGUGACGUUCUCGACUCACGAAAACAUUGCCAAAGAAUGGCUCUCUGAACAAAAGCAGAAUUUGGGCCUUGCGUGA
Exophiala spinifera is the source of this 1575-nucleotide messenger RNA. RefSeq lists its product as uncharacterized. Gene Ontology annotation, molecular function: hydrolase activity, acting on carbon-nitrogen (but not peptide) bonds. NCBI's taxonomy places the organism in Eukaryota, Fungi, Ascomycota, Eurotiomycetes, Chaetothyriales, Herpotrichiellaceae. The coding region runs from base 1 to 1575 and encodes 524 amino acids. The transcript has a single exon. The record is from RefSeq and is a predicted model, not a curated record. Gene Ontology annotation, biological process: carbohydrate metabolic process.